This is a messenger RNA of Populus euphratica (Euphrates poplar), 1372 nucleotides long. Its product is annotated as glycine-rich protein 2-like. Bases 377 to 949 code for a protein of 190 amino acids. The transcript is spliced from 2 exons. The record is from RefSeq and is a predicted model, not a curated record. Gene Ontology annotation, molecular function: nucleic acid binding; zinc ion binding. NCBI's taxonomy places the organism in Eukaryota, Viridiplantae, Streptophyta, Magnoliopsida, Malpighiales, Salicaceae.
AUUUUAAAAAAUUGAUACUUGAAUCAAAAUCGACUCUCCGUAUGUAACUGGGGGCUAUUUUUGAGGUUUCACUAAACGCAAACAGAAACAGGCACAAACGGAUAGAUUUAUAAAAGAUCUGAUAUGAGUAGUCAAACAUAAAUGGGACAAACUGCUAAAUCCUCAACAACCGUACGAUACCAAUCUAAUCCACUCCACACCAUCCGAUCUCUCAUCCACUGGGUCCCCCGCCUAACAAACUCAAAACGUCCCCGAGCUCUGACACUCAUAAACACCAGGUACACGCCAUACCACACUCACGUAAACACUGCGUUAAGCCAUUGAAAUACUCAAACCAACUCCAGAACCUUCUAGCUUCUUCUAGAAGCUCAUUUCAAUGGCUGAGACCAAGAGAUCCACUGGCAACGUCAAGUGGUUCAGUGCACAGAAAGGUUUUGGCUUCAUAGCUCCCGACGACGGCGGCGAGGAUCUGUUUGUCCACCAGACCUCGAUCCAAUCCGACGGCUUCCGGACCCUCUCCGACGGACAGCCUGUUGAGUUCUCCGUUGAUUCAGAAGAAGACGGCCGCACCAAGGCCGUUGAUGUCGUAGGCGCCUCCAGAUCUCGCCGUCCUCCUCGUGGAGGUCGCGGUGGCGGGAGGGGGUACUACGGCGGAAGAGGACGAGGUGGCGGCGGUUUUGGAAGAGGUGGCCGUUCAAAUGGUGGAGGUUAUGGAGGCGGAGGAUAUGGCGCUGGCGGGGGUGGUGGCGAUCGUGCUUGUUUUAAUUGCGGACGGUACGGUCAUUUAGCGAGGGAUUGUUAUCAGGGUAGCGGUGGUGGUGGGAUAUAUGGUGGCGGUGGAAGAAGAGGAUAUUCUGGUGGUGGUGGUGGAGGUAGAGGUGGAGGAUGCUACAAUUGUGGCGAGGAAGGGCAUUUUGCGAGAGACUGUCCUAAUACUGAUAACAAGUGAGAGAAUGUGAGUGGUUUCAGUUAAUGGUGACACGAGCGCGGUGGUUGUGAAUAAUUCUUUUGUGGAUUGUUGCCUUUUCAAGAAAUCUUUCUGGUUAUGCAACGUCAUGUUGCCAGUUCAGUUCUUCUACAUGUCUAACCAGGGGCAACUUGAUUUCUAUUGUCAUAGAAAACCUCAAGAUCAUAUAUUCAGAGAAUUCCCCCAUAUCAAGGUCUUCAAGAUGCGAAGGUUUUACUUGCCUUUAUCUUCACUUGUUUGGCUCUAGUUUGAGUAAUUUGAGCUUUGUAGAUACACAUGUACUUUUCCAGCAUGUAAUUUACAUGUAAAUGAGCGGAUACGUCAAUGUAACUUUAGAAUGUUUUAGGAGGAUCGCGUAGCCAUAGAGCAUUGAUAUGAGAUGAGAAAAGGAAUUGGUACUUUUUU